Molecule: messenger RNA, 840 nt
Organism: Lichtheimia ornata
Lineage: Eukaryota; Fungi; Mucoromycota; Mucoromycetes; Mucorales; Lichtheimiaceae
Exons: 3
Coding region: 1-840 (279 amino acids)
Molecular function (GO): zinc ion binding; nucleic acid binding
Source: RefSeq, a predicted model, not a curated record
AUGAAGGAGAGGGUCUUCCCGCUAAAUUUCACUUUUUCGGAUUCGGACCAAUCACAUUUCACUCAACCCUACACCAACACCCUUACCAUGGCAACAGGUCAACUUCCUCCCCAGGACACGAUAACGCAAGAUGACAAAGCUUUAACGGAUGGUGUCACCUAUGAUGGCGUCACUUAUCGUGCUACACGUGCAUUGUCAGCUGAUGCAGAAAUUACCAAGGUCAACUUUUCUCACCUACCAUUUCUUGCACAAGAUGUCAUCGAGCAAGUAUUGAAAAACGCCAUGAGUGCCUAUGGUCGUGUCUGCCAAAUCCGCCUAUACGUUGAACCUGAAUCUGAAACCUUCGAAGGAGAGGCUACCGUCAUUUUGGACACAUCCACACCUUCGGGUGCCAUGUUAAUGGAUGAUAAGCCCUACUAUAGACCACUCACCCGCCUUAUCCCCAUUGAGGUUUGGGAUGAUGUGUUCCGCCUCAUGGAAAACGCACCUCCUCUUUGCCGUUAUUGCAACACUCAAGGUCAUCGCAAGAUGGAAUGCCCCAAACUUCAAGAACUCACUUGCUUCCACUGCCACCAAAAAGGCCAUUUUCGUCGACAUUGUCCUGUUGUAUACCGUGAACGCCAAGCUGCCAUGGUGGAUUCAUUGACCGAUUCUCAGCUUCUUGACACAAUGAAUGACAACAACGACCCUAUUAUCGACCACGAUCAGCAUCAGCACACGCCAACACCUAAGAAACCAAAACUUGAUACAGCAUCCAGCACACGUGUCACACGCAACAUGAGCCAACAACGUUUACAACAAUCCGCUGGGGAAUCACCUGACCCACAGCAUCACCAAUAA